UGAUUCUAUCCUCCGAUCAGUGCGGCAGGAAAAGCGCAGAGGAGAAGACGCCGCGGAGAGAUAGAGGGAGAGAGGAAAACAGUUAGAAAAGAAAGGCGAGAACAACAUGGACACAGACAGCGUCUUUGGUUAAUGUGGGAAACUGUCCUCCGCUGCUGGACUGUAGCUUUUCCUCCUCUGGCGCACAGCUGCUCCGUUAUGUCGGACAUCCUGAGGUGAAUAAUGUCAGGGAAUGGAGGAAAUCUUCAGAAAUCCUGCUGAACUGCGUUGCGCUGUCAGGGUUUAAGGAUAUCACUAAAACAUAAGGACAUAAAGACGGAUGCUCAAGUAACAGAGGAGCGCCUUUUUGGUGUCCAACUCGUCGUGCUCUCCAACAAUCAAGGCCACGCUCAAAGUUUUUUUUUUUUUUUUUUUUCUGGAGAAGGGGAAAUUUUUGCUGCAUUGAAUUCCUCUGGACGGGAUGUCAUCCGCAGUCAGAAGGAAUUCCUCGGGCUGACAGAUCCUCCUGCUGCAGUGUAGCGGGAUCCGGAGAGAGAAAACAUGGGAGAUGCGGCAGAUGACAGGGGGAUGAGACAGACCUUCAUCGUCCCUGCCAUCAAAAGCUUUGAUCACUACGACUUCACCAGGGCCAAGAUAUCAUGCAGCCUGACGUGGCUUGUGGCCAAGGCUUUCGGCUCGGAUGCAGUACCAGAGGAGCUGGCUGAGCCUUUAUACAGGGACCAGUACAACCAGGAGCACCUGAAGCCUCCGGUGGCCUGCUUGCUCCAGUCUGCAGAGCUCUACUGUCGGGCGGGGAGCCUGAUCCUCCGCAGUGAUGCUGUCAAACCUUUACUGGGACACAACGCUGUCAUCCAGGCCCUGGCCCAGAAAGGCCUGUAUGUCACUGACCAGGACCGACUGGUCACUGAGAGAGAUCUGACCAACACGCCUAUACACAUGAGUUCCCAUCUGGCGCUCAUAGACACCCUGAUGAUGGCGUAUACCGUGGAGAUGGUGAGUGUGGAGAGGGUGAUGUCCUGCAUCAACAGGUACUCCUCUGCUGAACCCUCGCACAGUGAUGGACACAUCCAGGAGCUGCCUUAUGACACUGAGGAUGCAAUCACCACUUGGAUCAACAAGGUGAAUGAACACCUGAGGGAUAUCCUUGUCGAAGAGCAAAAGCUAAGAGAGGCUUCCUUCCAGGAGUCAAACACAACAGCACACAAAUCUCCUAGCAAAUGGUACUGGAGAUUAGUACCUGCUCGCUACAGGAAGGAGCAUGCUCAGCAGAGGAGCGCUCCAUCGCUCCCCCUGGUGGAGAACCUGCUGAAGGACAACACAGACGGCUGUGCCCUGACCACCCUGCUGCACUUCUACUGCCCACAGGCCGUCAGACUGGAAGAUAUCUGCUUGAAGGAGACAAUGUCUUUGGCCGACAGUCUGUACAACCUCCAGCUGGUGCAGGAGUUCUGCAGGAACAACCUCAACCAUUGCUGCCACUUCAGCCUGGAGGACAUGCUCUACGCACAUGCAUCAAUAAAGAGUAACUACCUGGUGUUUAUGGCUGAGCUUUUCUGGUGGUUUGAAGUGGUUAAACCCUCAUUUGUACAGCCUAGAGUCUUCAACCCAAACGCCUGCCAGCCUGUAUCAUCCUGUAGAAAUAUGGCUCCUGUGUCCAGUCCAGUCAAACAGACCUAUGCAGACAGACCUAACAGCCCAGAGAACAUCCCAGCCGAGGGUGUAAUGGAGAGAUCUACCUCCAUGUCCUACGUGGAUGGCUGCGUGGGGACAUGGCCCAAAGAAAAACGCACCUCCUCUCGGGGAAUCUCCUUUGAGAUUCCUUUGGAUGGAGAACCGACUAUGCCGCUCUGUGAUGCUCCGUCCCUCCGCAGUAUGACCCGCUCAGCCAGCAGUGAUGGUCUUGGGUUCAAAGUUCACUUUGCAUCUCGAGGGGGCAUAAAGCGCCACCUCUCCCUCAUGCCUGUCAGUGUAAACGGCCAGGGCAGGCACAUACCAGAGGAGGAUGAGGACUUCCACAAAACCCUGGGGCGGAACAACACAUUUUCAGUCAAGAGCCAAAGCAGGUACUCUAAUGGAGUCCUCCCUGACAGCAGCCAACGCUCCAACAAUCACAAUGGCAACCGCAGUUGCCACAAUAGCCCAUCAACUCCUCCGAGCAUUGAAGAGGCCUUGAAGAUUAUCCACGACACUGAAAGGCCCCACGCCAGCCUGGGCGUGGAGGAUGGAGACAAUGGCUUCUUUCUCCACGGCGCGGAACCAUCCGACCCUCCAGGGGCCCAAGGUCAAGGAGACGACCCGGGUUCAGCUAAGGCUCGACUGAAUGACCACGACCCCAACUCUGUGUCCACUGAUGAAGUGGACACAGGCAUCCACGUGAGGACAGAGGACAUCCAGAGCUUGGAUGAGGACUCUUCCUCUCUGAGAGACUAUUCAGAUAUAGACCCAGACUGUGAGGCCAUGAUCCGGUCGUGCCCUCUAUCUGACCAGCCACAGAGGGAGAGAAGCAGGGAAGGAGGACAGAUGGGGGUCGGUGAGGCUAACUCCGAGGGUGAGAGGGGAGAUGGAGGUGACACGAGCAGCCCCUGUCCCAGUUCAGCACCCACACUCCCCAGGUCCCACACAGCCAGCCCCGCCUCAUCCUCUGGAGGAUCUGGAGGCAUGGUCCGGAUGACGAGCUUUGCAGAGCAGAAGUUCAGGAAGCUGGAGGGACGGAGUAGUGGAGGAACCACACCAGAGAGUUCAGAUCUCAAUGUGCCGUAUACACACCAGGCAAAAACAAUUUCUUCUCAGAUCUCUACACCUCCUUUGCCAAUCACAUCUCCCUCUCCAGUAACGCCUUCCCCCAGAGACCCCUCCCACCUGAUAGCAUCAGAGAUGAUUCACCUGAGGAUGAAGCUGGAAGAGAAACGGAGAGCCAUUGAAGCCCAGAAGAAGAAGGUGGAAGCAGCUUUCACCCGCCAUCGUCAGAAGAUGGGCAGAACAGCAUUUCUGAAUGUAGUGAGAAGAAAAGGAGUCACUUCCCCCCUCAGCCCCAGCUCGGGGGGAGCAGAAACACCUUCUCCAGAGCCUCUCACAUCCUCCAAGGGAACCAGCGAGGGCAGCAUGGAGUGGGCGGAGAGAUGCAAGCCAGAUGGAGCAGCUCCUAAAUCUCCCUGUGUGGACGGUGGAGGUGUGACUCCAGGAGAAAUCGACCUUGCAGAUUACACACGCUCCAUUGAGAGGCUGAACACGUCGCUAGGCUUCCUGCAGACCGAGAUGCAGCGUUUGGCCCAGCAGCAGGAGAAGAUCAUGUCCAUGAGAGAGCAGCAGCAACAAGCCUGGGUCAUUCCUCCUCCUGCUCCAUCUCCACACAGGCAGCUCCGUGAGUUGCGUAGCAGCAGCGUCACAGGCCGCGGAUCAGGCCGAGGCUCAGUUGGGUCCCUGUCUCCCAUCCUCUCUUCUUCCGGCUCUCCCCAUGCUCCCAAUCGUUCCCCUUCUGGCAUUAAGCGGCGACCAGCCUCCUUCCAUGCAAGGACACCCCGGACUCCACGACCAAAUGAUCUGAAGGUCACGCCUUUUAGUCGAAUGCUCAACACCCCCACCUCAGUGGACAGCCUACCCAGACUGAGGCGUUUCACCCCUAGCCACACCCAGCUCAGCGCGUUUGACUACAUGGGCCAUGAUGAGGGGCCAUGUGAAAGGAAGAAUCGUGAGGCCAGUGACAACAAAGAAAACACAAAGUACAAAGAAGAGACAGUGGAAAAGAAGAGUGCUGGCACUCCUCAGCCUUCUACUAACGAAGCAGCCAAAGAGAAGGAAGACGAGACACGGGAGGAAAUAAAACAGUCAGAGCAAGCUCAGUCGAAGAGUGUCGUUAAACAAACCUCAGAGGUGUUGUGUCAACCGGUGUCUGAGAUCCGGGUCAAGGGAGACCCUCAGGACAGAAGAGACCUGGUGGAGGUGCCUCUAUCUGGGCUGAAACCUCCAGGAGGAUCACCCCUUGGUCAGGAGAUGACAGGGGAGGGAGAGCCAGGAGACCAAAAGAUGUGCUGUGGAUUCUUCUUCAAGGAUGAUAUGAAAGGGGAAGAGGACAUGGCAGCAAAGAAAGCAGCUCUGCUGGAGAAGAGGCUGAGGAGGGAGAAGGAGGCUCAGGAGAAAAAACAACAGCAGGACCUGGACCAGGAGCAGAAGAAGGAAGCUGAACGGUUGAAAGCCGAGGAGGAGCUGCAGAAGAAGGAUGACGAGAAGGAAAGGAGGGAAUACAUCAGGAAUGAAUACAUGAGGAAGAAGCAGCUCAAGCUGAUGGUGGAAAUGGACGACGUCAUCAAGCCCCGAUCUGGAAGUCUCAAGAAAAAGCCACGGCCCAAGUCCAUCCACAGGGACGUCAUGGAGUCGUCCACUCCGCCUGUGAGAGCAUCGGGGGUGCGUCCUCGAGGCUUCUCCGUAUCGAGUGUUUCUUUGGCGUCUCUCAAUCUGGCUGACAACGACAGAGACCAGCCAAAUAACAGGAAGAACAACAGGCCAGACUCUGCAGAAGGUUUUUCUUCUUGUCCUUCGACCGGCAGUCGUAAUGGGGAGAAGGAUUGGGAAAAUGAUUCGACCACCUCAUCCACUCCCUCCAACGCUGAGUACACAGGACCCAAACUAUACAAGGAGCCAAGCGCCAAGUCCAACAAGCACAUAAUCCAGAAUGCCCUGGCUCACUGCUGUCUGGCUGGCAAGGUCAACGAAGGGCAGAAGAACAAGAUUCUUGACGAAAUGGAGAAAUCCGAAGCCAAUAACUUCCUGGUGUUGUUCCGUGACGCCGGAUGCCAGUUCAGGUCUGUGUACGCCUACUGCCCUGAGACAGAGGAGAUCACCAAACUGGCCGGCAUCGGGCCGAGGAGCAUCACGACCAAGAUGAUCGAGGGCUUGUACAAGUACAACUCGGACAAGAAGCAGUUCAGCCAGAUCCCAGCCAAAACCAUGUCGGCCAGUGUGGACGCCAUCACCAUCGCCAGUCAUCUGUGGCAAACCAAGAAGCAGGGGACACCCAAAAAACUGCACCCUAAGUAGUGCUAGAUGGCUGGGCAAGCUUUUGGCCACGCUUCUCUGGAAGGGUCACAGAAGAAUUAGUGGAUUUUACGUUUUCAUUAAAAGGACACACUCCCACUGUAAUAAAUCACAACUGGAAUGUAGAACACAAGUGGCCUCACGAAGUUGUUGUUACAAUACAGAGAUGACUGUUAGACUCUGGACUACUUUAACGGAGCGCAAGUGUGUACUUGUCAGCAUGUGUAUCGAUGUUCUCGUGUGCCAAAAAAGAGAAGAAAAUAAUAGGCGGAGCAAUGCCUUACCUAGUUGAACCACUGAAGCAGUGAAUGUCACGCCUCUGAGAGAGGCAGUUUUGGUUUCUUAAGUAGAUCAUGUGUGGCCUUAUGCUUGUUUUGUGUCAUAUGGAUGCGCUGUGAGUGUUGGUGUCAUUUUGUCAACGCCUGUUGAAAAAGUGUGUUGUGAUAGAGGAGAGGUUGUGUGUGCUCCCAGGUUGGGGAUCAGAUCACGCCCCCUCAAGCCCAGGUUGUUAAAAGGGUGGCCUGUCUGAUGUGUGAUCAGGCAGAGGCAGCAUUUUUGAUGAGAGUUUUGCUGCUACACAGGCAAGGUUUAUUUUUUUUGUUGUUGUUGUUUUUUUUUGUUUUUUUUACAUAUGACUGAAAACCUUUCAAUUCAAAUUCGAAGUUCAAAUUUGUGCAUCUGUGUGUAUAGUGAAGUGCCAAGAAGAGUGAGGAAAAUACCUCAGUUGGGGAUUGCAAUUACUUUCCAAAAUUAUUGAGCAUAUGGAGUACCAUCAAACAAUUCUGGAAAGCACCUGUAACGCACUCUUAAUUUAUUUAAUUUUGACAAUGCUUUGAAGAUAUUUUAAAAGGUGUCUUAGAUUUUAUUCAGAGAAACCUAAUAUACUAUACAUAUAUAAGUUAAUUAAUUUGUAUAUGAUGGCAGAUCCAUUCAAAAUGAACAAGUUAGCUUGUUGUAGCUUUUGAGUAGCUUUUAUAAUUUAUCACGUAUGUGUAUCAGUAUUUUGUCGUUUCCGGCCUUUUAAUGUGCUACAAAUGCAAAAAAGUGUGAUCACUCAACAGCAUCACUGAAAAGACUGUAAGUAGUAGAGUAGAUGGAAAUCCCACACUAUGUCACCAGUCUGUGCAAUUGAAGAGUAAUUUAAAUAAUCACCAUUGAACAUGUUGCAGUUGGAACUAACAAAUACUCAAAAUACCACAAUAAUGUGGAUAUUGUCUUAACUACCUAGUUCUUGAUUACCCUCAAAGUAGUCCACAAUUGUAAAUAAAUGAAUUCACCUAUGAUAGCACUUCAAGUCCCUGUGUCGCUGAGUCGUUUCCACUUCAGGACUGUCACGCUUGAUACUUUACUUUUUACAUUACUGUUACAUUUUUUAUCAUGUGUUCCUUCACUCUGUGUUGACACUGUACAGAUAUAUUUUGGCAUAUAGAAGUAUUUUUUGUAAUGACAUUUACCUGUGGGAGGUGUGUACUAAUGAAGCAGUACAGUUGUUGAAGGAAGUGUGUUGAAAGCAAAGUGUACCUGAUGAGGCAAGGUAUAUAAACCCUUAAUAAGGCUUUGUGGUAAGAAAUCCAUUAGGUAUACUGAGAAAUAUUAUUUCCAACUCUGAAUUGUAUUUUUUCCAACUCCGAAUUAAUUUUCUUUUCAAUUUACUAAAUAUGCUCGACUGUUCAUGGAUUUUUGUUUUUCUAUUCUUUUGAGCUUUAUUAAAAUGCCAGCUAUCAACAGCA
Micropterus salmoides (largemouth bass) is the source of this 6761-nucleotide messenger RNA. RefSeq names its product calmodulin regulated spectrin-associated protein family, member 2b (gene camsap2b). Gene Ontology annotation, cellular component: microtubule minus-end. Gene Ontology annotation, molecular function: microtubule minus-end binding; calmodulin binding; spectrin binding. NCBI's taxonomy places the organism in Eukaryota, Metazoa, Chordata, Actinopteri, Centrarchiformes, Centrarchidae. The record is from RefSeq and is a predicted model, not a curated record. Gene Ontology annotation, biological process: neuron projection development; cytoplasmic microtubule organization; negative regulation of microtubule depolymerization.